Nicotiana tabacum (common tobacco) is the source of this 374-nucleotide messenger RNA. RefSeq lists its product as uncharacterized. Lineage: Eukaryota; Viridiplantae; Streptophyta; Magnoliopsida; Solanales; Solanaceae. The record is from RefSeq and is a predicted model, not a curated record.
UAUUUUGGCCAUUCAUCAAUUGCAUAAAUCACAAUAACAACAACAAUAAUAAAUCCAGUGGAUUUAAUAAAAAUUAUGGCUGAUGAAGAACAGAGAAAACCAACGACACGAAGAACACCUCUUAGCCAAAUAGAUGAGGAUAGAGUUUGUAUUAUGUUAUCGAUGAUUGAAAGUGAAAGUGAAGACGAGGAAAUCACUGCCUCUGAUGAAGAAUUUUUAGAAAGUGAGAUUCAAGAUUUCGAAUUAGAGUUUUACGACGAAGAGUACGAUGAUGACAACGAGGAUAUGGAAGAAGAUGAUAUUGAUCCAGAUGAAUUAUCCUACGAGGUAUAAAAAAUGGAGUACUCGUUAUUUAUUUAUGUAUAGCUCAAGAA